Molecule: messenger RNA, 417 nt
Organism: Aphanomyces astaci
Lineage: Eukaryota; Oomycota; Saprolegniomycetes; Saprolegniales; Verrucalvaceae
Exons: 1
Coding region: 1-417 (138 amino acids)
Source: RefSeq, a predicted model, not a curated record
AUGGAAUCCAACGUCGGCUACCAAGAGCUUCUGGCUGGUGCGCGAGCAAGUCUCGAAGAGUCCAACACAGCUUCGAAUACGUAUGUUGCACCCGACAAAGACCCGUUUUGUUUGGAUCCCAUCUACCUCGAGCUGUCGAGCAUGCAGUUUGCACCAAAUGAGACCCAUCUACCUGACGAGACGGUCUUGUUUUUCAUUGCCACGUUGGCAUCAGUGUUGCAAGUGCAUUGGUGGUCGCAUUGCUCAUCGUGCUUCAAACAAAGCCGCAACACAAGAGGUGCGCACUUGUGCCGGUAUUUGUUCCCUCGGGCCCGAGUUGAAGUUGGACACAUUGGCACGUCUGCAAUCGUGCUCGUGAGGAAACUCAGAGAAGAGUACAUCAAUGGAUACAGCGAUGUCAUCCUUCGUGCGUUCUAG